AUGGAAAGGCUGAAGACUAAAAGAACGACCCGACGCGCGCAAAACACAAGACUCAUCAACGAGGCAAGUGCUCUCUUACAAAAUCAAGAUUCAACGAUUAGCCAGAUUACCACUGUGGCCGAAAGAUUGCGCGCCAAUAACGAUGAGCUCAGGAGGUUGAACGAAGAGUUUGAGGGACACAUACCAGAUGGUUCGUUCGAAACCGAAUUUCAGGCAGUCGUCCAAUACGAAGAUGAAGCGACUGCCACCAUCAGUGCCCUCCAAUGCAGAAAAGAUCUCCUAGAUCAGAUAUCGUCUCGAGGGGCCCCUAGGGAACCUAGUCGUCACCCAAACGACACCCAAGGCAGCAGACAAGCUGGAACUAGGUUACCGAAGCUCACCAUUACGCCAUUCAAGGGUGAAAUAUCAAAGUGGUCAGCGUUCUGGGAACAGUUCGAUGAAACAAUUCACAAGAACGCCAGUCUGUCCACCAGCGAAAAGUUCGGCUACCUUCGAAUGUAUUUGGGCGGAGAAGCGGAAGCAGCUGUGGCUGGAUUACCAAGGACAGAGACUUGCUACGCGGAUGCAAUUGAGAUCCUCAAUCGCCGUUUUGGAGACAAGAAACGAUUGGAGCAGGAAUAUUUCUCCAGUCUGAGGCUGAUUUCACCUGUCAAGUCAGCCAACGAUACCUCAGGUCUACGAACGAUGUUCGACCAGGUGCAAAUCAAUAUACGAGGCCUCCAGACAUUGGGUGUGAAUAAGUCAAGUUUUUCGUCGAUGCUCUGCGAUAUUUUGAUGCGAGCUCUUCCACGUGACAUCGUCGUGAACUACCACAGAACCGCUCAUUUGUCUGCGGCAACUGCCAUGCCUGGCCCAAGCAGCCAGCCUGACCGCUCAGAACUGGAUCGACUACUUGAUUUUCUAGCUAUCGAAGUCGAAAGUCGGGAGAAAAGCGAGUUUAAGAUCACAGAAACGAAGAACACAAAGACCACAAGAUAUGAGGACAACAUAGCUCGACGUGAAUCGUCUAGACCGACCUCAUCGGUGCUCUACAACAGACCCUCACCACAUAAAACGAGAUGCUGUUUCUGCAACGGAACAAGCCAUAGUUCUGCAGGCUGUUCUUCCUCUCUUCCCCUGGACCAGAAGAAACAGCGUUUGACAAAAGAGAUGAGAUGCUUCAGAUGCACUCUCAGUGGCCAUCGAGCAAGAGACUGCAGACGAAAGAUCAGCUGUGCCACAUGCGGUGGAAGACACGCUAAGUCCAUGUGUGACCCGACGCGGAUCAAAGCUAAAGAAGGUAAAUCGGACACACAAAACAGCAUGACGGUUUGUACUACAUCAAUUCACCGAGAAUUCAGAGAGUCCGGAGCGGUGCUUCUGCAAACCUUCCGGGCAUGGGCUGUCAGCGGUACCUCAUGUAGGUAUGUUAGAGGUGUUAUCGACGGAGGCAGCCAACAGACGUUCGUCACCGAGGAUCUGUCAAGACACCUUCAGCUUAAGUGCGUUGGCUACACCAAGAUGGCGCUCAACACAUUUGCUUGUGCUUCAACUCAACAGUGCAAGAAGCGUCGUGUAGUGGAGCUUGAACUUAGAAGUCAAUUCAACAUGGACGGAUGCAAGAUCGAAGCGAUCGAAAUCCCAGUGAUAUGUCAAGACAUAGCUACCUUAACGACAGAUUCAGUCUUCGUAGCUGACAUGGAGAAAAAUGGAAAGUUUAUUGCCGAUCGCCUCAUGUUUCCAGCGGUUGCCGCACAACCAGGCAUCAGUAUUUUGAUUGGCUCUGACCAAAUGUGGGGCUUUAUGACUGGUGAAGUCACUCGGAGUAAGACCUGCAGCACCCUUGUUGCAUUAAACACCAAGCUUGGUUGGACCUUCCAAGGACGGACAUCCAUCCUGAAGUCACAAAAAAAACACUCGAACUUGGUCGUCUGUGUCCUGCAGAUCACCGGUACAGAACAGGUUGAAGGCGCUCUCCGAUCAUUCUGGGAGUUAGAAAGCCUGGGAAUCACAGAUUCAGAAGACCAGAUGUCCGAAACAAGCCAAGUGAUGCGCCAUUUCGAGCAGAACAUUCGCCGGUCUGGCACACAGUACGAAGUGGCACUACCGUGGAAGGACAAUAUAGGUGUCCUUAAGGACAACAAGCAAGUAGCGAUGACGAGACUGAGGAAACUAAACGCAGGAAUGACUCUCCGAAAGUGGACGACGAAUUCACAAGCGCUGAGAGAUGUGCUACUUCAAGAAGAGGCAAAUCCAGAAAACACUACGCCUAUCCUUGAACAAAGAACAAUGAAGGUUCUGGGAAUUGUCUGGGAUCCAGAGAAGGAUGUUUUGAAGUUUGCGUUGCCAAUUUUACAAAACUUCCUAGAGCUGCAUGAUGGCACUAAGCGAUUUGUUCUACAAGCAGCGUCUAGGAUUUUCGAUCCCCUGGGAGUCUUGUCGCCCUUCACAAUCCGUGUGAAGACACUGUUUCAGAAACUAUGGGCGAGAGGAAUCACUUGGGACAGUGCUCUACCCGAGGAUCUGAACAACGAAUGGCACGAAUGGUGUGGUGACCUGCCAAAGAUGGAUGCACUCGUCAUCCCCAGAUUCGUAUUCCAAGCAGGACAAGGCAAGGACACCCAGAUUCAUAUUUUCUGCGACGCAAGCCCGACUGCCUAUGGAGCUACAGUGUACGUAACAACGAAGUCCUCGCCACCUGAACAACCUACACUUUUAUUGGCAAAAGCACGGGUUGCUCCAAUCAAGAAACAAACUCUUCCUCGCCUGGAACUUAUGGGAGCCGUCAUCGCAUCGAGACUCCACAAAUAUCUUGAGAAGACCAUCCCAUGCAUUCCGUAUGACUAUACGUUGUGGACGGAUUCUCUCAUCACACUUGCAUGGAUCAAGAGCGACCCCAGCAAGUGGAAGACUUUCGUGUCCAACCGAGUUGCAGAAAUACAAAGGGACACCGAUCCUUCUCAUUGGAGGUACUGUCCGGGAAAUGACAAUCCAGCGGAUUUGCUUACCCGUGGCAUCACAGGUUCUCGACUGGUGUCGAGUGAUUUAUGGUGGUCAGGACCAAAAUGGUUGACUGAAAACGAAAAUGAAUGGCCUGAUUUGAGGUCGAGUAACGAAGCAGAGACUGACUUGUUGAAAGAAGAGAGAAAAGCAGUUCAUGUGAUAUUGCAAACAACACCACCUGAACCGCUGUUGGAUUUGACAAAGUACAGCGAACUCCAUCGGGCUUUAAGAGUGACGGCGUGGUGCCUUCGAUUUCUGAGGAACUGCCGAAAUGGCAAACCGUCACAUGGACCACUGAGUGCCGAGGAAACCACUGCGGCCGAACUAUACUGGAUCAACAACGUUCAGAACAGUACUUACUCAGACGAGAUAAAAUGUCUCUCGAAGAAAGAAAAUGUUCACAAACAAUCGUCUCUAGCAGAGAUGAGUCCAUUUUUGGAUGAAGACAAUAUCAUCCGGGUUGGAGGCCGGCUUCAGAUGCUGCCAGCAUCGGACAAUGUGAAACACCCAAUCAUAUUGCCGAGUGAGCACUACUUCACCACCCUGGUCGUACAGAACGCCCACUGCAAGAGCAGGGGUACGCUAUCCUCAAUGACGAAACUUGUCUCUGUUCUCUUCAAAUGGGAAAACGAAGCUGACAACCUCCCUGGCGCAAAGAAUGAAGUCCUUUCGGACGGCGACACGGAGGCCGUCACUAACGUCAGCGAGGAAGCCGUCUACCAAGCGGCGACUGAGGAUGUCCUCCUAACUGCCUGA
Molecule: messenger RNA, 3738 nt
Organism: Ixodes scapularis (black-legged tick)
Lineage: Eukaryota; Metazoa; Arthropoda; Arachnida; Ixodida; Ixodidae
Exons: 4
Coding region: 1-3738 (1245 amino acids)
Molecular function (GO): nucleic acid binding; zinc ion binding
Source: RefSeq, a predicted model, not a curated record